This is a messenger RNA of Ricinus communis (castor bean), 1117 nucleotides long. RefSeq names its product ethylene-responsive transcription factor ERF022. The record is from RefSeq and is a predicted model, not a curated record. The coding region runs from base 99 to 671 and encodes 190 amino acids. Gene Ontology annotation, biological process: regulation of DNA-templated transcription. The transcript has a single exon. Lineage: Eukaryota; Viridiplantae; Streptophyta; Magnoliopsida; Malpighiales; Euphorbiaceae. Gene Ontology annotation, molecular function: DNA-binding transcription factor activity; DNA binding.
CUCUUACCCAAUUAAUAAGAAGCUUGCUUAAAAUCUCAUAUCCAUAUACACUCUACUCUCUAGUCUCUACUACAGAAACACCUGCUGUACAUUCAUUAAUGGAAGAAAGAAGCGGGGACGGUGCCUGUGUCGCCCUUGCUCCACAGCGCUAUCGGGGCAUUCGGCAACGGAAAUGGGGGAAAUGGGUGUCUGAAAUCAGAGAGCCCGGCAAGAAAACACGCAUUUGGCUGGGGAGUUACGAGUCCCCAGAGAUGGCAGCAGCUGCAUAUGAUGUAGCUGCAUUGCAUUUCAGAGGCCAUGGAGCUCACUUGAACUUCCCUGAGCUAGUUGAUAGUCUUCCCCGCCCUGCUAGCUCAAGCGCCGAGGACGUGCAAAUGGCUGCACAAGAGGCUGCUGUGAGGUUUAGAAGGCCGAUAAAAUGUUCAGAGGUGGGCAGUGGCGGUGGCGGUGGUUGCGGUGGCGGCGGCUCUGGCGGCGGUUUGGUUCCUGUUAGGAUUGGACUCUCGCCUAGCCAAAUUCAAGCUAUAAAUGAGACACCAUUGGAUUCACCAAAGAUGUGGAUGGAGCUGGCUGGGGCUCUCUUGCUAGCAGAGCCCACGGUUUUUGGGGACAACAAUGAUGAUUUUGAAUUUGAGGAAACCCAUGAAGAUGCCUCCAUUUGGGAUUAUUAGGUAAAGUAUAUAGGUACAAAUUGUACAAUCAUGGGUAUUAUUAUAGUCAUUUAUAAGAAAGAAAUGACUAUAUAAUAUCUAAAACAAUUCCAACAAUAUAACACUAUUUUUUGUUUUUGCAGCAUAUAUUUUAACAUCUUGCAAAUUUGUUUUGGUUGCAAACUGGGGGAAAACUAAUUUAGAUGUUGAACCCAAAACCUUCUAUUUGUAAUAAUAAGCAUCCAAACUGAUGCAAUUAUUAACAUAAACAUAUAUUUAUUGGUUCUUCAAGAUAUCGUACUAUUUGUAACUAUAGACAUAUUUAUGAAUUUAAGGAUUUUUUUUGCUUUCCACUUUUCCCUUUUCCCUUUUCCCUUUUCCCUGUGGCUAGCUCCUUUAGUCUGCAAAAAUGUGUAAGUCUUUCAGAAGGCAAGGAGGGGCCAGUGCUGCCCUAGCUAUAAGAAUAU